CCAAAGGGAAAUUGACAGUAGUUUAGUAAUUUACAGAAAUGUUGUAGUAGUUGUAGUAAUAUUUAUUUCUUUGCUUUCUUCUUUAUUGUUUAGAACAACUCAAUUUAAGUACUUGGAUUACAUUAUUAAAAAAUAUAUCUAAAUCUACAUAUUUCAAUAUUGCAUGUACACGGCAGAUUAAAUCAAACAAAUUUGAUAGAAUUCAGUUUCCUUCUGUCCAUAUGAAUAAAUCACUGGUGUGAAUAAAAGACAGAGACCAUUAAAUGAACUGUUUGAGUACACAAGAUUGUUACUUAGCACUCUUUCACUCCCACUCCCACUUCGAGACAGUGUGUAAACAGGGCACAUUCAGUAGCAGCGAGUUAAAUCCAAAUCGGUCACUGCAUCCUGAAGAGUAUCCAGGAGCUUUGAAAAUAUAGCACAAUGAACUGUUACGUGCGUGAGAAAACAACUUCAGAGUUCCUGGAGCUCCAUGUGUUUUUAGUCCCAGAUGAGCAGUGGAACUCAAAGUUGAAUAAAGUGCCAGUCGAAGCCAUAGACAGCUUCAUAUCAGCAGGAUUUAUCAGAGUGUUUCCAGACAUAAAUCUCAAGGCCAUUAGAGAAGAACUUGGGACACUGCUUGGACCUGACAGGAUCGUGGACAGAUAUUGCUUUUUAAAAUGUGUUGGGAGAAGCUUAGCAAUGGUCAAAGCCAAACAAGAGAAAGACUUAAAAGCAAAAUCCUUUGCUCCACCUUAUUCUCCUUAUCCAGAGCUUUACCUUUUACCAGUUGAUGAGAAUGCUAAUAGCCUUUGCUCCAGGUCUCUAAGCUUAGACACUGUUCUUUACAACACUGACUCUCAGACAUGUUUCCCUCUUAAACCCAUUUUUGCACCUGGCCAGACAAAAGAACCUACUAAAUUCCCACUAAUCAAACAAGAGCCCCAACAAACUGUCCAAACCCAUAGUUUAGAAAAUCAGAGUAACUUCAGCUCCUUUGAGGAGAAGGAGGAAGACUCUCUGGGAUGUGAAGACACUGUGUGGACUGAAGACCACCAAAAGGGUUGGAAUGUCCAAGAGGAGUUCAUUGCAAAGCAACAUGAACUGUCCCUCAUCAAACAAACUCCAAAUGGAAUUGAGAAAAAUGAGAUAAAGCCUUGUUACAAAAGAAAUGGUACCAAAGAUCCUGGAUUACCAGAUGUGCAGGAGGGUCCAGAUACUGGAUUAUUUUACUCGCAAGGGAGGACAUCCAAACUGUCCCCAUCAUUGAAGCCACCCAGAAAGAAACAAAGUGAUGAGCAGGUCAAUGUGGGUAGAGACAAAACUAUAGUUCCCGGUUUGUCUGAUUCAGCUCCUAGUGCCCUUUCCCAGUCUCUGCACAUGCAAAAGCCCACUCCUGAACUUUCUUCCAACAGGGGUGAGCUGCUGAAGGAAAUUAGACUGGCCAAAGAAGAAAGAAUAACGCUAGAAAGAACAAGACAAGAACUUCUAAGAAAAGGAAAAGAACUGCUAGCUUUGAAUAGACACUGUAGGAACCAAGCACGAGACAAGUGGAAGAAAAAGUAUUUUGACACCAAAAAGGCAACAGCACCACUGGAAGAAACCUUAAAAGGCCUUCAACAGGAACUAGAAACAUUCUACAACAAACUGUUUCAGCAACUGCAAGCCAGAGAUGGACGAAACAAACAAAGACGAGCAGGAAAACUUUUAAGUACAAAGAAUGACAUGAUAAUCCAGAUUAUGACUGAAAGCUGCGAGAUAGACAACCUGAAGAAAAACAUUGAUGAUGCUAAAAUAAAACUUGACACAGAAAUCAAGUUAAGGAACCAGGCUACCACAGAACUUCAAGCCCUGAAAGCAGAACUAAUGCAGAAGAAGUCUCACUGCUCAUUUGCGGGACCUCUCACAUGCUCUUCUGACCUUGGAUAAUGUCCAUGUUUACUCCAGCAACUUCCAGAAUUUAAAUUGAUUGUAGAUAUAGAUUAAUUUUGUGAACCUGAUUGAUUAAAAUUAGUUUUGCCAAUAAAUCAAAUAUAACUCACUGUACCACACAAAUGUUUAACCCUUUUCUAAAAAGCAAACUACACAAGACUAACUAGAACUGGACUAGAUCACAACACAAACAAUAUUUAUAUGCACAUAAUUAAAGUAUACACUAUGUCUGGUGUUUAAUAUUCAAUCCGCUACAAUUGAAUGUUUUUA
Silurus meridionalis is the source of this 2181-nucleotide messenger RNA. It is a transcript of the gene spata1, whose product is annotated as spermatogenesis associated 1. The record is from RefSeq and is a predicted model, not a curated record. The coding region runs from base 424 to 1908 and encodes 494 amino acids. NCBI's taxonomy places the organism in Eukaryota, Metazoa, Chordata, Actinopteri, Siluriformes, Siluridae. The transcript is spliced from 12 exons.